Rotaria sp. Silwood2 is the source of this 1039-nucleotide messenger RNA. The record is from the annotation of a GenBank genome assembly. NCBI's taxonomy places the organism in Eukaryota, Metazoa, Rotifera, Eurotatoria, Philodinida, Philodinidae.
GUUAUUAGUUGGCAACAUCGAAUGUAUAAUUUUGAGAAGGAUUGAUUUAUCUUAGUUCUAUGUUAGAUUUUAACAAUUUUAUAAUUACUCUAAAACAUUUAAAUACAUAUUAAAAAUCAUUUUCAUAACAAAAAGUAACUUGAUCUAUUCGAAAUGCUCUAAAAAGAUAUACAUCCAAAUCGUAACAAAUUAUUUUUCUGUAAAUCAAAAUGUUCAAUAUGAAAGGAAGCUACUAUUGAAUGAUUUUUUGAUAGACAUGUUUUACAUUGCAUCACUAGAAGAAAACUGUUCACUAUGUGAGCAGAAUAGAAUAUGGAUAUGUUGCCAUUUGACAACAUCUCGAUGAAAAUGAUCAAAAAUUUGCAAAAAAUUCGAUUUUUGUUUAUCUAUCAAAUUUGAACCCUUUGUGAUAUAAUUACAUGUCAUCCGAUUUAAUAAACUAUAUUUUCUUUUUUUGUCUCGAAGGUGAAAAAUUCUUAGAAAUUCUCUCGUAAGAUGUGUCUAACUUUAUAGAGUAUAAUUAAUUGAGAAUAUAUUUUAGACUGAAUAUUGGUCACCUGAUCAAUUAAAUCAAACAAAUGAUGAGAAAAAAAAAUCAAAUUCAAGUAAAGAUAAAAAAAAUGAAAGUCCAGUAAAAAAAAAGAAAAUUGAAGAUUUAAGUAAAUUAGUUACUAUAAAAGAUCCAGUUGAAACAAUAUUAGCUGAAUUUAAUGUUGAACUUCGAUCAUUUCUUGAUGGAGAUUAUCAAGUUUAUUCUCAAUAUAAAUCUCCUAUUGAACAAUCACAACAACAACAACAACAACUAACUGAUUCAAUUAAUCAAACAAAAUCAAAUAAACGAAAAGAUAAUGAAAAAAAUGAUUCAAAUAAAGAUAAAAAAAGUUUAUCAGCUUCAAAAUCAAAUCAAGAUAAAACCAAAGAUAAAAAACAAAUUAAUGAAAAUGAAGGUGAUUUAGAUAAAAAUAAUUUAAUUCAACCACUUCAAUGUUCAAUUCAAUUUCAACUUCAUCGAUUUGUUUCACAAGAACAAAUUAUUUAA